CGCCGCGCCGCCCGGCCGCUGCGGGCCUGGAGCCGCCCGGCGGGCCUGAGCGACCCUCGCAGCCGCACGGUCCUGCUCCGCCGCCCGCCGCCAUGGACGUGUACCCCCCGCGCAGGCUGGGGCUGCCCCGGGCGCGCGCCCCCGGAGGCUCCAGCCGCGGGUCCCCCUCCGUCAGCUGCAGCCGACUCCGGCAGGUUCAGAGCAUCCUGACCCAGAGCAGCAAGUCUCGGCCUGAUGGGAUCCUCUGCAUCCUAGGAAUUGAUAGCAGGUAUAAUGAAGGCUGCAGAGAGCUGGCAAAUUAUCUUCUAUUUGGUUUGUACAAUCAGAAUACCAGUGAUUUUGAGAAAACAGGAUUUUCUGAGGAGGUUCUAGAUGAUGUAAUUAUAUUGAUUAAAUCAGAUAGUGUCCAUCUGUACUGUAAUCCUGUAAACUAUCGCUAUCUCUUACCCUAUGUGGCACAUUGGAGAAAUCUGCAUUUCCACUGCAUGACUGAAAAUGAGUAUGAAGAUGAGGAAGCUGCAGAAGAAUUUAAAAUUGCCAGCUUUGUGGACAUGGUUCGAGACUGUAGUAGAAUUGGCAUUCCUUAUAGCUCCCAAGGUCACUUGCAGAUAUUUGAUAUGUUUGUGGUGGAAAAAUGGCCAAUCGUGCAGGCCUUUGCGCUUGAGGGCAUUGGAGGAGAUGGAUUUUUUACCAUGAAAUAUGAGUUGCAGGAUGUGAGUUUGAAUCUAUGGAAUGUCUACAGCAAGAUGGACCCUAUGUCUUUGGAGAGUUUGCUUUCAGAAGAUUUGGUAGCUUUUGAACAUCAGUGGACUAGCUUCUUUGCUAAUUUUGACACAGAAAUUCCCUUCCUACUGGAACUUUCAGAAUCUCAGGCGGGUGAGCCAUUCAGAAGUUACUUCAGUCAUGGAAUGAUCUCCAGCCAUAUAACUGAAAACAGCCCUAAUAGGCAGCCAUUUGUUCUCUUUGGUAAUCACUCCACACGAGAAAACCUGAAUGCUGGCAACUUUAACUUCCCUUCUGAAGGACACCUGGUACGCAGCACUGGUCCUGGUGGGAGCUUUGCCAAACACAUGGUAGCACAGUGCGUCUCACCAAAGGGACCUCUUGCUUGUUCAAGAACAUACUUUUUUGGAGCUACUCAUGUUCCUUACCUGGGUGAUGACAACAAGUUGCCCAAGAAAACUGAACAAAUUAGGCUCUUGUCCCAGGUAUAUGCUGCUGUUAUUGAGGCUGUUUUGGCUGCCAUUGCAUGUUAUGCUAAAACUUCCAGUCUAACAAAGGCCAAGGAGGUAGCAGAGCAGACCCUGGGAUCUCGGUUAGAUUCCUUUGAGUUGAUUCGGUUUAAGACAGCCCUGCGCUCCAAGAUGGCUUUUCAUAUACAUGCUGUGAAUAAUCAGGGAAGAAUUGUGCCUCUGGACAGUGAAGAUAGCUUAUCCUUUGUGAAGACGGCUUGUAUGACCAUCUAUGACAUUCCUGACUUGCUGGGAGGAAAGGGAUGCUUAGGAUCUGUGGUCUUCUCAGAAUCAUUUUUGACAUCUCAGAUCUUAGUUAAAGAAAAGGAUGGCACUGUUACCACAGAAACCAGCUCCAUAGUCCUGACGGCCGCUGUACCCAGAUUCUGCUCCUGGCUGGUAGAAGAUAAUGAAGUAAAAUUGUCUGAGAAAACCCAGCAAGCAGUGAGGGGGGAUGAGUGUUUCCUGGGCACUUUUCUAGCAGGAGGAGAAGGAGCAUAUCUUUAUUCCGGCAAUCUACAGCCCUGGCCUGAGGAAGGGAAUGUGAAUUUCUUCUCUAGUGGCCUUCUGUUUUCUCACCGUCAUCACGGAAGUAUCAUCAUUUCCAAGGAUCACAUGAAUUCCAUUUCCUUCUAUGAUGGGGAUUCUACCAGUAUUGUUGCUGCCCUUCUCAUAGACUUCAAAAGCUCAAUGCUUCCUCAUCUCCCAGUUCAUUUACAUGGAUCAAGCAAAUUUCUGAUGAUUGCCCUUUUCCCCAAAUCAAAGAUAUACCAAGCAUUUUACUCAGAGGUCUUCUCCCCCUGGCAACAGCAGGAUAACUCAGGGCUCUCUUUAAAAGUGAUCCAGGAAGAUGGAUUAUCUGUGGAACAAAAGAAAUUACACUCCAGUGCACAGAAGCUCUUCAGUGCCCUGAGCCAUCCUGCUGGGGAGAAACGGAGUUCUCUAAAGUUACUCUCAGCUAAACUCUCAGAGCUGGACUGGUUUCUCCAGCAUUUUGCCAUCAGCAGCAUUAGUCAGGAGCCUGUGAUGCGGACCCAUCUCCCUAUCCUGAUGAAGCUAGCUGAAAUCAACCCUACUCACAACAGAGUAGAAAAUGACAAGGUAAUUAUCAGCAUUGUAACCGGCCUCCCAGGCUGUCAUGCUAGCGAGCUCUGUGCUUUUCUGGUCACUCUGCAUAAAGAAUAUGGCAGGUGGAUGGUGUACCGCCAAAUCAUGGAUAGCUCCGAAUGUUUUCAUGCUGCUCACUUCCAGAGAUACCUUUCCAGUGCCCUGGAGGCCCAACAGAACCGCUCUGCCCGCCAGUCAGCCUACAUCCGCAAGAAGACCAGACUGCUGGUGGUGUUACAAGGCUACACAGAUGUUAUUGAUGUUGUCCAGGCCCUACAGACCCACCCAGACUCAAAUGUUAAGUCCUCCUUUACCAUUGGUGCCAUCACAGCGUGCGUGGAUCCCCUGAGCUGCUACAUGGAGCACAGAUUUCUUUUCCCUAAAUGUCUUGACCAGUGUUCACAAGGCCUGGUGAGUAAUGUGGUGUUUACCAGUCACACCAUGGAGCAGCGGCACCCUGUCCUUGUUCAGCUGCAGAGCCUCAUCAGGGCUGCCAAUCCUACUGCAGCCUUCAUUCUUGCAGAAAAUGGGAUUGUCACCAGGAAUGAAGACAUUGAGCUGAUUCUCUCAGAAAACAGUUUUUCAAGUCCUCAGAUGCUGCGAUCUCGAUAUUUAAUGUACCCUGGCUGGUAUGAAGGUAAAUUUGAUUCUGGAUCAGUGUUUCCACUAAUGGUUCAGAUCUGCGUAUGGUUUGGCCGUCCAUUGGAAAAGACUCGCUUUGUGGCCAGGUGUAAAGCAAUUCAGUCCUCCAUCAAGCCAAGUCCCUUCUCUGGAAACAUCUACCACAUCCUGGGCAAAGUCAAGUUUUCAGAUUCUGAGAGAACCAUGGAGGUCUGCCACAAUACUCUGGCCAACUCACUCAGCAUCAUGCCGGUUUUGGAGGGACCCACGCCACCACCCGACUCCAGAAGCACACCUCAAGACAGCAGUGGGCAGCAGGAGUGCUACCUUGUGUUCGUUGGCUGCUCCCUGAAAGAGGACAGCGUCAAGGACUGGCUGCGGCAGUCAGCUAAGCAGCUCUUUUGGGACCUGACCCCUCCUUACAUCUCUGCACAGAAGCCUCAGAGGAAAGCCCUGAAGACCAGGGGGAUGCUGACCCAGCAGGAGAUCAGGAACAUCCAUGUGAAACGCCACCUGGACCCCCUACCAGCAGGCUACUUUUAUAAUGGCACCCAAUUUGUUAACUUCUUUGGUGACAAGACUGAUUUUCACCCACUCAUGGACCAAUUCAUGAAUGACUAUGUGGAAGAAGCCAACCGAGAAAUCGAGAGGUACAACCGUGAGCUGGAGCAGCAGGAGUAUCAUGACCUCUUUGAGCAGAAGCCCUAGAAGAAGCCCGGGGCCAUACAUCCUGCACAGUGUCCACCCUGGAGAUGGACGAAUGGGUGGCCCCUCCCUGAAGGGGCUGUCUUUGUUCUCCUUGGCCUAUGUGUGCUGGCUUGAAUGCAUGUUAUCUUUAUUCUCUAUACAGCGCUGAAGAGCAUCACCUACACCACUGAUUUGGGGGAUGGGGUGGGGGGUCCUCAAGGAUGGGCAGACUGGGACUGCCUGUGUGUGCAGCUGGCAGUCAUCCAGGAGCUCUGGGUCUCUGAUAACAGUAUCUCCUCUGGGCUGUUGAGACACUGUGUGGGGAUAAGGAGAAGCAUUUGGAUUGCACAGUGGAGCUGCUGGGACUUAGAAGGCACCCUGGCUGCCCAAACUGUGGCCAUGCCUGGUGGGCAGGCCACAACAGGCCUCAGGUGUCAGAUGCUGCCCCAAGAGAGCCAUCAUCUGCAGUGGAGUGCCUGCCUCCCCUGCUUAGGCCCCUUCCAUUGAAGGAGCUGGCCCUACUAGCCCCCAGCCCAGGCCUGGGGAGAGCAGCCCAAGCCCAGUCCACAGAGCCAGCAGCUUAGGCUGAGAACGACUGCUUAUUUGAAAUGAAGGGAUUCCCCGUACAGACUAAACUGAAGGAAAGGCACGUUUUCCAGAAGCGUGUGGCUCUCAAGUUGACAUCAGCAUUCCGUCUUGUGCUUGGUUCUUGAUCUCUCCUAUGGCUUCACUAGGGUUUCCCUAAUUCAGGGUCAAGAGCGAGCCUGCUGCCCAAGCUCCCCUGAUAAAGCUUGACCUAACUGUAAAGGGGAGCGUCCUGCAGCUGUUAGUCUCAGGCCUGGGGUCUGAUUACUUGUCAGGCGUCUGUCUCCAGCACCCAGCCCUCCCACCAGCCUUGCCAGGGAAGGCCUGCUUUUUAGCCACAAACUUCAGGAAACUCAAACACCCCCCCCCCCCCCCGUGCAUUGUUUGGCUCCUGAGGACCAGGAAUUUCAACGAAUUCCAAUACCCAAGUUAGAAUUCCUUCAAGUGGCAUCGUAAAUCAGAGGAGAAUUACAAGUGUGUCCGUGCCUGACAUUCAUAAUUACUGUGGGGAUAGGUUGGGCAGGGGUGUCACAGGCACUGAUAUUUAGGUGAUGUCUGUCAGGACUUCAGCGCCUUGGCUGCCUAGAUUGUAAAUGUUUUCUGAAUUUCACAUAUUUUUUUGCAUGCCUUAGGAAGAAGCACAUAGGUGAAACCAGCAAAGUUUCUAGUAAUGUAGAGGGGUUUUUGAGAAAGCCCCCUGAUGCAGAGGGGAGAGAGGAUGGAACACAUGGGGUCUGUGUACCUGGUCACACAGAGGCCUGCAUGCAAGUAGCAAAGCAAUUGUCAAGGGUUUGUCAAUAAAAUGUACUAGAAAAAAAUUUGUAUUUAAAGCCAAACGAACAAAAUUCCAAAUACCAUUGAAUAAGAAAUCUUGCAUCAAGAAAGGCUUCUGAAAAUUCCCAUGUGCUCCAGUCUCUGCUCCAAAGCCAUUGGUGACAAAGGCCCCACUGUGGAGUCCAAGUCUGGGAGCCCCUGACUUCUGGCUGGCCAGAGGCCAGGGUCUAUGAAGGGCCUGCCUCUGCUUCAGAAUCAAUAACAUAGAUCUUAAGUGCAAUUGAUUAAUAAGCAAUGACUUACUGUAGCUUCCUUUAGCUCUACCGAGCUCUUUUUAAAAACUCAAACUUGAGCAGCCUUAGAAAAGGGAGGGGGGUGGGGGUGUGAGAACCAUAGGCCAUUUUUCCUCCAGGUGGGUUUCUGUGAGGUUUUAAAAGAAAGCUCUGGAUCUAGGAGCUUGAGCCAUUUCUGGCUGCCCUGGCCUGGCAGUCUGGCUGCUGCACAGAAGAGUUUUUAAAGAGGGGUCGGAGCCUGCCCAUAUUGUGGGCCUUCCCACCACGUGGGGCUGUACUGCGUGGUGGUCCUGGUUUCUGACCAUUUUCCAUAGAAAUGCUCUCUCACCAACCUGCCCCACUGUCCCAAUUCCUUUCCUCUUGGAGGAAAAAACUGUGAUUACCUCAACUUGAGUAUGAAACUGUGAUUGAAAAAAGUCAAAACAUUAAGAAGUAUCAAAGCCAAAAAGGCAAAACUGGCUGAGGCCUCUGUAGAUGCUCCUCAGCCUGCUCGGGAGUGUGAAGGGGCACACUGGCGAAAGGGCAUUCCUCGGAGCGGCCGCUCUGCCUCGGUGCAGAUGCACACUGCGCACUGUGUGAGCUCUUUGAGGACUGAGGCCCGGAGGUCGCUUCCAGAACCUGCCGGGCCUCCGGGUUCUGGCUGUGAAGUUCACAUCCACUUGAUUCCUGUGUGGGGAGCCAGGUCUUAGACUGUCUCCACAGGAAGGGCCAUGACACUGUGUUUUAGCUUUUGACCUCAGAAGUGGAUAGUGGGGACCCAGCAGAGACAUCCAGGUGGGUUCCUAGGAAAGGCGCAGUCCUCCAGGGGCUUACAUGCUUUUUACCAACUUUCCUGUUAGCAGCUUCGGUUUUAUAUCACCCAGAGUGUGUGUGAUAAUGUUGAAGUCGCUGAAGUUAUAGGUUAUUUUAUGUUUUGACAUGGGAUUUUUCUUUUUGUCAUUGGAAAGAGGAGGCAGAAAUUGGAGAAAACAGGAUUACCUUUGGAAGGGGCCACUGGUUAGGAGCCAGGCUGGCCCCUCUGAGCCCUGGGGGCUCUCUGACCUGAGGCCUGGAUGCUGGGCCCUUCAGGUUGCAAGAAAAAGUUCCCUCCUAAAUUCUAAUAGGAUUUUGGAGAAUUUUUGCACAGUAAUAAGCUCUGGGUUGAUCUUUGGGCUUCUCAAAAGGGAAAUGUUCAACUCAAAGAUUGUAAACUAUUAAGUAUUCCAGCCGUGUUGCUGACUUAGUUGGGUAGUUGUACCUCAAAAAGUAGGUGAGAAAUGGUUUCUUCAUUGUCCCAGGGUGUUAAAUACUAAUGACAUAAGAGCUCACUUACGUGCCAAAAUUCACUUUUAUACUAGUUUUUCAGUGCUUUAAUAUUUGUAACUUAAAUUUUAAAACUCAUUUACAAACACUACUGUAACUUCAGUGAAACUGAAUUGUGUGAUUGAAGCUUUUUGCUUAUUAUAGUAUUUAUUACACUACUUAAUUCAGUAAAUAUAUAAAAGUAGCCUUCAAUUUAUUUUUAUAUUAUUUUACAUGUUUUUACCUGCAGUUGUGUAUGUGAAUUUACCUUGGUAAUUAAGAUGUUAAUGCUAAGGACCAAUAAACUAUCACUGAACAA
Microcebus murinus (gray mouse lemur) is the source of this 6899-nucleotide messenger RNA. RefSeq names its product dynein axonemal assembly factor 9 (gene DNAAF9). Lineage: Eukaryota; Metazoa; Chordata; Mammalia; Primates; Cheirogaleidae. The record is from RefSeq and is a predicted model, not a curated record.